CCUGAUUUGCUCCUUUUUUCCUCUUCAUUCGCCCUAGGUUUCCUUCUCUCGUUCUCCCUCUCUCAAAUUUCUCCUCUUCCGCUCUGUUCUCCCAACCGUCCGGCUGACAUUCCCGGCCGCCGCACGCAGCUGAAGAAGGAUACCACGGGAGAGUAAAAGAAAAAAAUGGCCGCUCCCGAAGCCCCUCUCAACUACGUCGGCGUAGCCCGAAAGUCCGCCGCCUUCCGGCUCAUGAAACAAAUGGGAUGGGAAGAAGGAGAGGGUCUGGGAAAAGAUAAGCAGGGGAUCAAGGGUCAUGUUAGGGUCAAGAACAAGCAGGAUACUGCUGGUGUUGGAGUGGAGAAGCCAAAUCCUUGGGCUUUUGAUACUACCCAAUUCGAUAGUAUCUUGAAGAGAUUGAAAGUGCAAGCGGUGCAGAACACUGAUGCAGGUAUGGCGACAAGGGCUAUUGCGAUAGAUAGCGAAGAAGAGAAACCUGAGGAUAAGGCUGUUUCUACAGAGGUUCAAGAGCCGGUUGCAAAAGCUACUCGACCACAAAGAAGAUACAAGAAGAGAGAGAGAGGUAAGCUUGUCACUGCCUAUUCUUUGAAGGAUUUGGAAGGGAUUCUUGUAAGUUCUGCACCUUGGACAAUAGUUAGAAAGACUGAGGAGUCAACAAUUCCUGAUGAAUUGGACUCUGCGGAAGAUCCAGCUUCCCAAAUCUAUAACCCUUCAGAGGCAGAGAUUGUAGAGCCUCCUCCGGACUGGUGGGGCUACAAAAUUGGGUUCGUCUGUGGUGGUCUUCUUGGAGCUCGUUCUACCAAGAAGAAAUCAUCCCAAAAUGGAGAUGCUCAAAAUCAUAAAGAGAGAACUGCUUUCCAUGAAGAAGAUCAAGAGAAUCUCUACAAUCUUGUGCAAGAUAAUGCCACGUCUGGGAAACAAGGACUGGGGAUUAAGAGCAGGCCAAAGAAGAUAGCAGGUGUCCGCUUUCAGGGGAAAAAGAAAUCCUUUGGUGGCAGUGAGGAUGAUGAUUCUGCUGAUGAUGGCGAGGACUCUGCUGAAUAUGACUCCACAGCAGAGGAAAUGGAAACUGUUAAUGAUAAGAUUUCUACUGACUUGGAUUCCACAAGGAAAAGGAAAUAUGAUGAGACGCUAUCAGGUGUAGAUGGUGAAGUGCAAAAGGUUAACCUGAAAAAGCUGUGUAAACGGCUACUACAGCAGGUGCCUGGAGAAUCGAUGAAGCUAAAAAAGCUUAAGGUUCUUGUUGAUGAGCACUCGUCCUCUGCUUUCUCGAACUUCUCUUCGAAAAAAGAUGCCCUUGCUCACUUAAAGCAGAAGCUGGAAGGUAGUGGGAAGUUUGCGGUUGAUGGUAAGAGAGUAAGCCUCUCUUCGAGAAGCGGCUGAAGAAGUUUUGGUUGAUUUUUGUAUCUACCGGAGAUUGAGAUUGUAUACCGGAGCUGGAUCUUGUCGAUGAAGUAAUCAUGUUUUGCAUCAAGGUCUAGGUCAUAUUAAGUGUUAGUAAAGGAAAUUUUGUUGGUCACUGCUACAUUAGCAUUAUUUGGUAAUGUAACUCAAAUUAAAGGAGGAAAAAUGAGUUUUUUCUUCUUUAGAUUUGCAUUGCAGAUCAACUAUAGUGAGAAAAGGUUGUCCCGCAUUGUACGGAAUAAGAUGCCAGACGAUUAUAUUAUCCAUGUAUUGAAAUCUACUUAUUCUGCUAUGGUCUGCCAACUGUAUGGCUUGAAUUCAUUCAGAAUUUGGUAUUGGAGCUAGAGUUCUGCUGUUAACUUACCCGAAAGAGUGCUCCUCUGCUAGAUGUAGUUAGCUUGAACAAUCUUUUUGGCGAUGUACUUUCCUAGGAAAUCAUAACCAUGAUAGAACAGUG
This is a messenger RNA of Linum tenue, 1861 nucleotides long. Lineage: Eukaryota; Viridiplantae; Streptophyta; Magnoliopsida; Malpighiales; Linaceae. The record is from the annotation of a GenBank genome assembly.